Messenger RNA from Morone saxatilis (striped sea-bass), 1261 nucleotides. RefSeq names its product eukaryotic translation initiation factor 4E binding protein 1 (gene eif4ebp1). The transcript has 3 exons. The record is from RefSeq and is a predicted model, not a curated record. The coding region runs from base 327 to 686 and encodes 119 amino acids. Gene Ontology annotation, molecular function: eukaryotic initiation factor 4E binding. Gene Ontology annotation, biological process: negative regulation of translational initiation. Gene Ontology annotation, cellular component: cytoplasm. Lineage: Eukaryota; Metazoa; Chordata; Actinopteri; Moronidae.
UGCAGCUUGUCUGCUGUCUGUCUGUUGUUUUGUGUGCAUGUAGAGAGUGAGUGAGUGGAAGCGGAGAAACAAAAGAACCACUUUGUGUGUGUGAGAGAGACUGCAUGUUGUAAUGUGACCAAUCUAGGUACUGCCUUUCAUCAUUUGCACUUAUGAAACAAGAGGUAUUUAUUUUUAUUUAUCCGAAAGUAGCCAGUCUGUUGAGCCAAAGCAAUAUCUGAAACAGGCGCGGCUUUGUUGGGUUGUCAAAACCAAGAGUUUGUUUCUUUGUUGCCUGUUUCAUGUCAUUUAGUCAGCUAGUUUUAGUUCAUUAGAGCUGAGAGAAGAUGUCCACUGACUGCCAGAAGACCACUGCCAAGGCCAUCCCGUCGACCAGGAGGGUGACCAUCAACGACGCGACGCACAUGCCCCACGACUACUCCUCUACCCCGGGAGGGACCCUGUUCAGCACUACCCCGGGUGGUACCAGGAUCAUCUACGACCGAAAGUUCCUGCUGGAGUGUCGCAGCUCUCCAGUGGCCAAGACUCCUCCGCGAGGUCUGCCCAAGAUUCCCGGGGUGACCAGUCCUCCCUCCGGAGACACCAACGAGAAGGCCCGUAAUGGAGAACUACUGAACAACAACAACAUCCCUGCACCUGAAAGCAGCAACACUGGUGAUGACGCACAGUUUGAAAUGGACAUCUAGGUUGUCCUGGAACAAGUAUUAAAGUCAGACUUACCAACAAGAUGCUGUGAAGAGAAGCUCAGGAGCACCUUCUCUUUUCCCAUCAUCCAUACCAUGAGGAUGGAGGUUCGCCUUCAGUGUCUCCAGUGUCUUAGUGUUUUUAAAGUCUGUCUUUAUCAAUCUCAUUUGCUUGUUUUGUCCAGAACAAAUCUGUAAUGAAACUUUUUUCUGUCUGCCUCAAGGCUUAAACCUGAUUUAUGUGUGACAAAGUGUGCCUUCCUGUAGUGGCUACAAGUUUAAAAUCAACACUGAGUACUUAACACCAACAAAGCCUCAUUCAUAAGAACAGAGAUAAUUGAAAUGAGCUGAAUUUAUAACCAUUCCAGAAGGAUUUGUCACUCGAUGUGCUUUCAUUUCGACACGUCCUGACACCUCUCUUCAGAUAUUGCUUUGAAAUGUUCAAGAUACUGUAUAAUUUGUUUUUCCCGAAGUGUCAUACAGAGAAUGUAAAAACAAUUUUUUUGAUCAAAUUUUUUGGAACAGAUUUUCACACAGUUUGUAUGGUGACAAAGCAUUAAAGCAAUUCUGUGCUCCUA